GUUGUUACCAGGCAGACAGCCUUUCCAACAUGGCAGCGCCAGGCAACGCAGAGCAAACGCAGUUGCAAGCUAUGGAGGAGGAGGAAGACGCGGGCGUGGAGGAAAGGGAGAUGGAGUCGGACGAAGAGGAGGGCAUGGGGGUAGAAAACUCAGAAGACGAAGAGGAAGAGUCGGAGGAGGACGACAAGGAAAACGAAGCGGAAAUCCAGCGGUUGGAGGAGCAGCUCUCGAUCAACGCCUUCGACUACAACUGCCACGUCGACCUCAUCAAGCUCCUCAAGCAGGAGGGGGAACUGCUCCGCCUGCGAAAGGCGAGGCAGAAGAUGAGCGAGCUCUUCCCUCUAACUGAAGAGAUCUGGCUCGACUGGCUCAAGGACGAGAUCCGCCUGAGUGAGGAGGAUUCAAGCCGAGAGAAAGUGUAUGAGCUGUUUGAGAGAGCUGUGAAAGACUACAUCUGUCCAGAUAUUUGGCUCGAAUACGCCCAGUACUCAAUCGGUGGCAUGGGCUCACCGGGUGGGAUAGACAAGGUGAGGUCCAUCUUUGAGAGGGCGGUGACAGCGGUGGGGCUCCACAUGACCAAGGGACAGACGCUGUGGGAGGCAUACCGAGAGUUUGAGAACGCCGUGUUGUCCACAGUGCAGCCUCCCCCUGGCAGGAUUCCCAGCCGCGAGGAGCAGGAGCUGCUCAACACUCAGCUCGAGCGAAUUCAUACGCUGUUCCGCCGCCAGCUGGCCAUUCCCCUAAUGGAUAUGGAGACUACUUAUGCAGAGUAUGAGGAGUGGUCAGAUAAAGGAGUCCCCGAGACGGUCGUCCAUCUGUACAGAAAAGCUUUGCAGCAGAACGAAAAGUGCAAAUCUCACGAAGAGGCUCUGCUGGUAGCCGAACCGCCCAAACUGGCCGAGUAUCAAGCCUACAUUGACUUCGAGCUGAAGGAGGGCGACCCGGCACGCAUCCAGAUAAUGUUUGAGCGCGCUCUGGCUGAGAACUGCCUGGUACCAGACAUGUGGACUAAAUACGCCACGUAUCUUGACCGGCAGUUGAAGAUCAAAGAUCUGGUCCUCUCCACUCACGAGCGGGCCGUCAGGAACUGCCCCUGGACCAUGAGUCUGUGGAAGAGCUACAUCCAGGCUCUGGAGCGGCACGGGGCCGACCAUCAGAGCGUGUCAGAUGUUUUUGAAAAGGCGCUAAAUGCGGGUUUCAUUCAAGCCACGGAUUAUGUCGAAAUAUGGCAGGCGUACCUCGACUACCUGAGGAGACGAGUGGACUUCAGUAAAGAGUCCAGUAAAGAGUUAGAAGAGCUACGCGCCGCCUUCUCUCGGUCUCUAGACUACCUGAAACAAGAUGUUGAAGAACGGUUUGGUGAAAGUGGAGAUCCUUCCUGUGUUAUAAUGCAGAUUUGGGCUCGGAUAGAGGCCCACCACUGCAAGAACAUGCAGAAAGCAAGAGAACUGUGGGACAAUAUCAUGACUAAAGGGAACGCCAAAUAUGCCAACAUGUGGCUGGAAUAUUACAACCUAGAAAGAGCUUAUGGGGACAUGACCCACUGCAGAAAGGCUCUCCACAGAGCAGUGCAGUGCACUUCAGACUACCCAGAACACGUCUGUGAGGUCCUGCUCACCUUUGAGAGGGUAGAAGGUACGCUGGAGGACUGGGACACAGCAGUGCAAAAGACGGAGACGAGGCUGAACAGAGUCAAUGAGCAGCGAGCAAAGGCGGCAGCGAAGGAAACCAACAUGGCGCGUCACGAGGAGGAGAAAAUGGAGCAGCGGCGGAAGGCCAAGGCAGACAAGAAGGCCCAGAAGAAAUCCCAGAAGUCAAGUCGAGGCGGGGAGAAGAGAAAGGCAGAGCAAGAUGAAUAUCAGGAGGACUGGAAUGAAAAAUCUGCUCCUAAACGGCAGAAAGGAAACGGUGACAACAACACAGACGAGUACAUGGAGACCGACACCGGACUCUUUGGGAGGAACGCUCCUUCUGGAAAUAAGGCCGCUGCAGGCGGAGCCAAACACGCCCAGCAGGGGGCGGUGGUCGUGGCUCAGAGGCACAACGACGACCAGCCUGAGCUGCGGGACGAGAGCUGCAGCGUGUUCAUCAGCAACCUGGCGUACACCCUGGAGGAGCCAGAGGCCAAGCUGGAGGCUGUGUUUGAGCGCUGCGGACCCGUCAAACAGGUCCGGCUGGUCACCGGCAACAGAGGCAACUUCCGAGGCUACGGAUACGUGCAGUUUGAGUCGGCGGUGUCGGUGGCCGAAGCCCUGAAGCUGGACAGGACGGAGGUGGGGGGCAGGCCCAUGUUUGUGUCACCGUGUGUCGACAAAAACAAAAAUCCUGAGUUUAAGGUGUUUAAGUACAACAUAGCGAUGGAGAAACACAAAAUCUUCAUCUCGGGGCUGCCGUUCUCGUGCACUAAAGAGCAGCUGGAGGAGAUCUGCAAAGACCACGGCACCAUCAGAGAAGUCCGCCUCGUCACAUACCGCUCAGGGAAACCUAAGGGUCUGGCGUACGUUGAGUUUGCGGAUGAAGCGCAGGCGUCGCAGGCCGUGCUGAAGCUGGACGGCGUCGAGGUGGAGGGCAACAAGAUCUCCGUCGCCAUAAGCAACCCUCCACGCAGACACCUGAUGGACAAGGCCGGAGCCAGCAGACCCACGGGAGAGACGACGCCUCGCCAGGUCUACGGAUCGAGAGGGAGAGGACGCACGCAGCUUUCUUUGCUCCCUCGCUCGCUGCACCGCCCAGCGGCAGGAAAAGUGGAGAACGGGACCGCGGCGGAUCGAGCGCCGCCAUCGUCGACGGACGGCGCGGCGGCCAACGCGGCCGGAGAGCCGCGCUCGUUGUCAAACUCGGACUUUGCAAAGAUGCUUCUGAACAAGUGAGCGAGGACGAAGGGGAGCCGCGAACACCCCCCACCCCCCCGCCGCGCCGAAAGCCAUCCUGUGUCCUUACAAAUUAGUGUUGGUGAUUUCUGCUGUAACUGGUUCUCUGAUGGUCCCUUUAAUCUCACUCACACCCUCAGCGUCUGCUCUGCAAGAUUGCCUUAACCAUGACAGGGGUGGAUCAUACUCGUGUGUAAAUAUGUGCAGCCGUUGAGUUUUCUGCUUUUGUUGUGUACCGUUUAAGGCAUCCGACAGAUUAUUUGAGAGUAUUUUUUAAAUAUUUGAAACGGCAGAACUUCUGAGUGUUGAGUUAAAAAAAGAAAAAAAAAAAGAUUAUAUGCAAAGGCUCCGACAUAGUGUGAUUAUAGUUAGUUGGUGUGUGUGGACGUGUGUGUGUGCGCUUCGGUGAGGUUUUAGUUUUGUUGUGCAACUUAGGACACAUCAAACAAGUUCAGCCAUUUUUUUCUUUUUUUUAUUCAUCAUUAUUAGGUUAUUAUGUAGUAGAGCCAUCUGAUCCAUCAAGUUAAUACAGAUCAGCAUGUUUUAAUCCACGCUGAGAGCUUAUUCAGCAGAAAAGCUGGAUUUUCCUGUAAUGACUGAGCUCUUCUGUCCCAUCCUUCAUUGGUUUGAUCGCACCAUUUCACCGCGUCUGCUAAGGAGCAGAGCGUCCGCCACCAAGUCUGUUUACGACCCCAGAAGAGGCUUGAACUGGAUUCCCUCCGUGCCGUGAGGCGUAACGAGUAGUACUAAAGAAAUGGGCUCAGCGGGGGAGGAUCAGCAGCUCCCUGGUGGGUCUGGUUGUUGUAGUCCAACCAUGUGGAGCUCCAAGAGUCCGUAGACAAAGCUGUUAUUAGUUGUGAUGAGGUGUCAAGAGUGUAACUCAUGUUUAUUCUUCAAAUGGUUAAUAAAACGGAUUCUUAAGAGACAUUGUUAUGAAAAUAUCAAACUUAGCUGAGCUGGUUUGCAAGAAACUUUAAAGGGAAAGUGCGUCUGGAAAGACUAAAAGCUGAUGUUUAGUCCCCCUUUUUUUUAAGUUUUCCCUUAAGAGGUUCGCUUCAUCCUCAAUAAUCACAUUGAACGAUCUUUUCGAGUGGCAGCGGUCAUCGUACACAUGUUUAGGUCUGUGGAGAAUCUAUGCAGUUUUUCCAUGUCAGGGGUGGGGGGGUGAAGAGGCUUGUACAUACUGUUCAGUAAAUGACUUUCAGAAAGAUCUCCUUAGUUUGUAAUAAAAGCAGAUUUACAUUUUCAGAUGGUAUGUGUUGCUCUCACCACAGUGCCCGAAGCGAACCCGACGUGUAAAUACAAGUCUGAAGGCAUCCUUUUUGUUUUAAUGUCCAGCACUAAAUGGUUGUAUUGUGAGUUUUUGCUGUUUUGUAUAAUUUCUAAAAGGUAAUGUUUUAAAUUUGGAGGAUCUGAAAAGAAUAAAAAUCUUUCAGAAUUUCAUUUUUUUUUUUUUUGGUUUACAGACGCAUCAGUUAAUUAGAUAAUUAAAAAGUUCAUUUGUUUCAGUAAUUCUGAUCAUAAAGGGGAACAGUAUGGAUUAAUUACUCAAUAUUUAGAUUUUUCUCUUUAAUUUUGAUGAUUAUGGCCUAUAAUUAAGGUUUUUCCUCUUGUGUCCUCACCUUGUACCAUUCUUUGUUCCUGCAUCCCCUUUUCCCCGCUUUCAUUGUGACAUUCUUUGCUCCAUUUGUUUUCUUUUGGGUGGGUUCCAAAUUCAAAGCUUGCCCACUGUGGAAAUAUCUGCCAUAAAAUGUAUUGUGAACAUUAGUAAUUUAUAUUUCAAAUGACUGUGAAGGACUGAAGUCUGGAAAUGUGAGUCUAAACGUAUUAAAUGUUUACGUGGCAAAGA
Molecule: messenger RNA, 4719 nt
Organism: Fundulus heteroclitus (mummichog)
Lineage: Eukaryota; Metazoa; Chordata; Actinopteri; Cyprinodontiformes; Fundulidae
Gene: sart3
Product: spliceosome associated factor 3, U4/U6 recycling protein
Exons: 19
Coding region: 30-2870 (946 amino acids)
Biological process (GO): RNA processing
Molecular function (GO): RNA binding; protein binding
Source: RefSeq, a predicted model, not a curated record